Messenger RNA from Fusarium poae, 3465 nucleotides. RefSeq lists its product as uncharacterized. The record is from RefSeq and is a predicted model, not a curated record. NCBI's taxonomy places the organism in Eukaryota, Fungi, Ascomycota, Sordariomycetes, Hypocreales, Nectriaceae. The transcript is spliced from 3 exons. Gene Ontology annotation, molecular function: RNA binding. Bases 1 to 3465 code for a protein of 1154 amino acids.
AUGUCAACUUCUAGAUCCGAACACUUGACUCUUGGCUACGCCUCUCAGUCUGGUAGUCAACCUCGUUCUGGUUCUCCAUCAUCCAGCAACUCCCCCAUCGAUCCUCUGCCGCCUUCCCGAUCCCCAUUCGGUCUGUCCGGUGGUCUCAACCCUUCAAACAAGAUGGCGGGCAAUUCGCGAUCCGGGGCUGGUUCUCCGUCGCACGACAUCCCUGGUGCUAGCCGCCUGUUCUCCAAGAGGCCUGUCCUACCCCACAGAGCUCGUGAGAUUCAGGCUCAGGAAGGUGUAUCAGGUAUGCCUCUUUGGGGUGGUCCUCCUACGAGCGGCAACUCCACGCCGCUGCGCGAGAACAUUCCCGAGUCCCCAACCGAUGGGUUCCCCGAUUUUGCUCAGCUUCCCACGCCGGACUCGAUGCCUCAGACUAGGCGUGCUCGCGCAGGCACAGUGCCCUCUCGGUUCUCUCCUGGGGGCGCGGCUAACGGCAUCCCUGGCAUCCCUGGCUUAGCUGCCAAGACCAACAGGCCCACGCCAACUCAGAGUCCUUUCAAAUCGCCUUCUCCCAAUUCUGACGGUCAGGAGAACCCUUCCAACAGCUCGACUCUCCUUUCACGUCUCCGCGCUGGUUCCAUGCCCCAGAGGAGCCAGUUUGCCCCGAUUCCUGGAACCAAUUCGCCCUUUGGACCUUCGAUCUUUAGCAGCUGGAACCCCACAGGCGUUGGCCGUGAGAGAGCGUCUACCCUGGCAAGCAUCGCCAGUGUUGGCUCAAAUGGCCCCAGCUCUCCUGCUCAGUCUCAGUUCUCCAAGGAAGGAGGCGGUGAGUCAGAUGUCCAUAUGAGAACUCUGGAUUAUCUUGGUCUCGCCGAGACUCCACAACCUCCCCGCGCACAGCUCGCCACUCCUUACUUGGCCAAUCUCGACUUCACUAAGCAGGCCAGUCGAUUUCGAUCUUAUUCGGUUAACAACAAGGACAAAUAUGCCGAUGAUGAGGACGAUUACGAAACUGACAUGCCCCUGGACCCUCAAUAUGUUGCGGCUCUUCAAGAUCAGCUAGCAGCUACCAACGCUGCCAUUCACAACCACAACCUUGCUGUUCAGGCCUUUGCCAAUCAGGCCUCAGCUAACCGACCCCGUGCCCGCACUGCUGGUGUUUUGGAUACCCCUGGAAGUCGAUUGAUGAGAACAUACGUGUCUGGCAGCUCUGGCCUUUCCAACCCUGUUGCCUCAGCUGAAAUUCGCCUUCAAGACGACAAAGAUUAUGACGAUCUUCCCCAAGCUGUUGCCGGAAUCAAUCUCGGUAGAUCCAACAGCCGCAAUGCAGGUCUCCUCAGCGCUGAUGAACAGGGCCUUGAGGGUCCUACCAGUGCACUUUGGCUGGGCAGUAUUCCUACGUCCACCACUACAUCGACUCUGAUCGAGAUGUUCAAGUCUCAUGGUCCUAUCCUCUCGGCCCGUGUGCUCACCCACAAGAACUGCGGUUUUGUUAACUUCGAGAGGGUUGAGAGCGCCAUCUCUGCCAAAGCAAGCAUGAACAGCAAGGAAAUCUUCCCCGGUGCUGGCCCCAUCCGCAUCAACUUUGCCAAGCCGCCCUCUGCGUCCAACACUCCUGGCCAUGAUGGAGUUUUCCCCUCUCCCAGCCCUGAUCCGUUCGCUAAGGGACAGGACAGCGCACAGGGAACAAAUGCUACCACGCCUGCUGGCGAAACUCCUUCUGCCUCUGCCUCUACGAACGCGGCCCCCAAAGCUCCUUCUCUCCGCGAGAUGACUCCGGAUAUUCUCGAUAUUGUGAAGCAAUUUGGUGCCACGGAAGAGGACAGGUUCAGAAUCUCUCGCAACCUUCAGUCCGCCAUCCAAUUCAACUCAUUUGUUGAGGAGAUCCCACCUAUUCGUGAGCCUGCUCAUACCCGGGUUCACGAUGCACCCAAACUCCGGGAUAUCCGUAAGCGGAUUGACAAUCAGAGCUUGUCUCAAGCUGAGAUCGAGAACAUUGCCGUCGAUAUGCUUCCGGAGAUUGCCGAGCUCUCGUCCGACUAUCUGGGUAACACAGUGGUGCAGAAGCUAUUUGAGCACUGUUCCGACCAGCUUCGUGAUGCUAUGUUGUCCGAGAUAGCUCCUCACUUGGCUGAGAUUGGUGUUCACAAGAACGGCACUUGGGCGGCCCAGAAAAUCAUCGAUGUCUGCAAGACCCCUGCCCAGAUGUCUUUGAUCGUUGAACACAUUCGCCCUUACACUAUUCCGCUCUUCCUGGACCAGUACGGCAACUAUGUUCUUCAGGGCUGCCUCAAGUUUGGUGCUCCUUACAAUGAUUUUAUCUUUGAGACCAUGCUUGCUCGCAUGUGGGAGGUCGCUCAGGGCCGCUACGGUGCUCGUGCUAUGAGAGCUUGUCUUGAAAGCCACCAUUCCACCAAGGACCAGCAGCGAAUGUUGGCUGCCGCCAUCGCCCUGAACAGUGUCCAGCUGGCAACCAAUGCUAACGGCGCGCUUCUCUUGACUUGGUUCCUAGAUACCUGCACUUUCCCUCAGCGUCGGACAGUUUUGUCACCUCAGCUUGUGCCUUACCUAGUUCAUCUCUGUACACACAAGGUUGCCUACCUCACUGUGCUGAAGGUCAUCAACCAGAAAGCAGAGGCAGACGCCAGAGACGCCAUUCUCCAGGCUUUGUUUUUCACGCCCAACGAUCAGGUUCUGGAGGCCAUUCUGAAAGAUCACCAGUGCGGUGCUACUCUCAUCUUCAAGGUGCUUACGACCCCCUUCUUCGAUGAGUCUAUCCGCAAUCAAGUUGUUGAGAAUGUCAAGAACGUCCUUGUCAGGAUCAAAGCUCAGCCCAACCAGGGCUACAAGCGCCUGAUGGAUGAGGUCGGCUUGUCGACUCGCAGCGCUGGCAAUAACCGUGACGCCAGCACACACGCAGAGCAGCGUCAACGUCCAUCUUCUAGGCAAGCUAACUCCAACGGCCACCAUCCUAAUUCUGCACACUCCAACAAGCCUUUCUACAAUUCCAUGAACCAGCCAGCCAACCCUCCUGGAUUUGACAUGCCAUAUAGCGGCCAACGAAACGAGCCUGCAGAUAAUGGUGUUUCGGCAUUCCCUCAGUUCAACCAGGGCAUGAUGUACAACACACCAAGUGGUCCUAUGCCUGCCAACAUGCAGCCAAUGCAGUAUCAGCAGAUGAUGAAUCGCGGACCGCCGCCCAUGAACUACAACUACCCUCCCAUGCAGGCUGGAUAUGGUGGCUUCAAUGGCCCUAACCCUUCCGUUGAUCAGUAUCGCCAGCAGAACAUGCCUAACGGAAGCCCUAUCCAGCCACCUGUUUCGCAGAUGCCUCAGAUGCCCGCUGGCCAAACCCCGUUCGCCCCUCCCGGAUUCGGCAUGGGAAUGGGCAACUACGGCUACGGAAAUAUGGGAGGUAUGCCCAACAUGGGAUACAUGCAACAGGAGCAGGGUAACCCUAGAAGAGGUCGCAGAUGA